CGGGUAUUUGGAACUGAGAGAUAUCCGCUAUUGAUGAACAGCAAGUCACAAACCUAUGGAUGUGUUUUUGUUCUCUUUCUUUUUCUCUCUCACGCACUAUUAUACAUGGCAACUCCCAUUACUAAUGUACAUAAUACCCUUCAUCGAAAGCGAGAAAUAUCGCCACCCAGUCCCAACUAUAACUCGAAACGGUCUCGCAUAGAUACCCUUUUUCAUAGCCCUACGCGGGACUUUGAGGACGAAUUAUUGGGUGCUCAGUCACCUAUACUCGAAGACAGAAACAUACUGCCUGAACCUGGAAGAGGUUAUGAAAAUUCGCCUUCGCGACACUCUAGCAUGAAUCAUGAUUUAUUAGGCGAAGCAAUACUUGAACAAGAUAAUCAAGAAGACAGUCCAAGUGAAGACGAUUUCUUACUUAGUGGUCAAGAUAAACCUUUUCGCCGCUCUCUUUAUAGUGAACUUGUGUCUAGCAGUAAUUUUGAUGAUGAAAUACCUUCAAGGCGAAAAAGCAUCAUGUCUUCCAACUUGUUUGAUGUAGAAGAAGAUGAAGACGACGAAGAAACAACUAUGGAAGAUAAAACAACAUUGCCUCUCAGUCGAUCGUAUGUUCGCCCCACAGUGCCACCGCCUAUUUAUGAAGAUGAAGUUGAUGCAUUUUUCUCAAGUCACAAUCCAGCAGAUGAACCUGAAUAUGUGUUAUCUUCCGCAUUAAAAAUGAGCAUACUACAACAACAACAUCAACAAGGUCCGCCUUUUAUUACCGAUUUCCCCCAUUUUUUGACACAAGAGUAUUUCGAGCAAUGUGGGCCUCAGGACAGACAGAUUCGCCGUCGUAAUUCACAGAAUGGACCGUAUUUUGAAGAAAAGUUCCAUAUGAUUAAGAAUAUGGGCUCGGGUGAAUAUGCUGAAGUGUGGAAAGUGAGAUGUUUAAAUACCAACGAAGAGUAUGCUAUCAAGAAAUCAAAAGUACCAUUUAUUGGCUGGGAUGAUCGUUGGCUGCAAAUCAUCGAAGUAGAUCACCUAAGACGAGUUAAGCAGAGUAAACAUUGUGUACAUAUGAUUGAUGCAUGGGAAGAAAAAGGGUUUCUGUAUAUCCAACUUGAAUUAUGUUCCAAUGGGAGUUUGGAUAGAUACAUUCAAUUGAAGCAUGAAAAUAUAGAUGAACAGACUGUUUGGAAAAUAUUUUAUGAGAUAGUGCUUGGCUUACAAGAUAUUCAUGCUGCAAAUAUUGUCCAUCUAGAUCUGAAACCCUCCAAUAUUCUGAUUGAUGAUAGAGGGUGUAUUAAGAUCAGCGACUUUGGUAUUUCAAUACAAACACCUGCGGAUAUGCGUUGGGUGAAAGGAGAAGGCGAUAGACGAUAUAUGGCACCAGAUUUACUGCGAGAAGAUUUUGAUAAGCCAGCUGACAUUUUCAGUUUAGGUCUUAUUCUGCUCGAAUUGGCUACAGGCAUUGUGUUACCAGGCACUGGCGAAUCAUGGGAAAUGUUACGUGUAGGUGAUUUCUCAAAACAGAAAUCAGCCAUGUUAAGACUGACGCCUUUUAUGCGGGAAAUGAUUGAGUGGCUUUUAACAACCGAAUCUAGAGACAGACCUACAGUACAAGACAUUAUUCGACACCCAUCAUUUCAAGCGAUACAGAUACAUACAGGUGCAUUACAUGAUUAUGUGGAAGAAUUGUCAAAAUCAAAUCGAAUAAGAGAUACAAAUGAAGAAUAAAUGACAUGCAGGCGCCACUUUAAUAAACAAAAUAAAAAAACUGACUGUGUGUAAUCUAUUUAAAGC
Messenger RNA from Gilbertella persicaria, 1782 nucleotides. Its product is annotated as kinase-like domain-containing protein. Gene Ontology annotation, molecular function: protein kinase activity; ATP binding. The record is from RefSeq and is a predicted model, not a curated record. Gene Ontology annotation, biological process: protein phosphorylation. Lineage: Eukaryota; Fungi; Mucoromycota; Mucoromycetes; Mucorales; Choanephoraceae. Bases 34 to 1716 code for a protein of 560 amino acids. The transcript has 4 exons.